CUGACCCAACUCUCUGGUGACAGUUGAGAAUCGAAACAGCAAAAAUGUACAAACCUUUUCUUCGUUCAUCCAAAACUGUCACAUCGGUCACUCGCACACCCAUCUUCCCGCCAAAAACUCCACCACUCUUCUUCUUCUUCUUCUCCUCUUCAUCACCCCAUGAACAAGAUAACCAAAACCAAAACCAACGACGACAAGAACAACAAAAUCAGAGACAAAAACAAGGAACUUUGGUUUCCAGUUCAAAAUCUGCAUUUCCGUCUCCAUGUCGAGUCCAGAAACUCAUAUCCUCACAAUCAGACCCUCUCUUGGCCAAAGAAAUCUUCGACUACGCCUCUCGCCAACCCAAUUUUCGCCACACUUAUUCUUCCUAUCUCAUUCUCAUCCUGAAACUUGGUCGCGCUAAGUAUUUUUCUUUUGUUGAUGAUAUUCUUAUUCACCUUAAAUCCAGUCACUAUCCCGUCAAUGCCACUCUUUUUACUUAUCUAAUCAAAAUCUAUGCAGAAGCCGAUUUACCAGAAAAAGCUCUAAAAACAUUCUAUACAAUGCUUGAGUUUGACUGCAAGCCUUUGCCUAAACACUUAAAUCGCAUUCUUGAACUUCUUGUUACUCACCGGAACUAUAUCCGGCCUGCUUUUGAUCUCUUCAAGAAUGCCCAUAAAUACGGUGUUUUUCCCAAUACCAAAUCCUACAACAUUUUGAUGCGUUCGUUUUGUUUAAACGGGGAUUUAAGUAUUGCAUAUUCAUUGUUUAACAAAAUGUUUAAGAGAGAUGUUAUGCCUGAUGUGGAGUCAUAUCGGAUUUUAAUGCAGGGGUUGUGUAGGAAGAGUCAGGUGAAUACAGCAGUUGAUUUGUUGGAGGAUAUGUUGAAUAAAGGGUUCGUACCAGAUACGUUGAGUUAUACUACAUUGUUGAAUAGUUUGUGUAGGAAGAAGAAGCUUAGGGAGGCUUAUAAGCUUCUCUGUAGAAUGAAAGUUAAAGGGUGCAAUCCUGAUAUUGUUCAUUAUAAUACGGUAAUAUUGGGGUUUUGUAGAGAAGGACGUGCAAUGGAUGCUUGUAAGGUUCUUGAGGAUAUGUCUUCCAAUGGAUGCUUGCCUAAUUUGGUGUCUUAUAGGACUUUGGUUGGUGGAUUAUGUGAUCAAGGUAUGUUUGAUGAGGCGAAGAAAUAUAUGGCUUUGAUGUUUUCAAAGGGAUUUUCUCCACAUUUUUCAGUUUCUCAUGCUUUGAUAAAGGGUUUUUGUAAUGUUGGCAAGGUUGAAGAUGCUUGUGGAGUGAUGGAGGAAUUGCUGAAGUUUGGGGAAGCUCCACAUAAGGACACUUGGGUAAUGAUAGUUCCUAGGAUUUGUGAAGUGGAUGAGACUGAGAGAACAGAGGAAAUUUUGAACAAGGUUAUGAAGGUAGAAAUUAAACCUGACACAAGAAUAGUGGAGGCAGGUAUUGGUUUGGAGGAUUACUUGAUUUGGAAGACACGAUCUAGAUCACCGAGAGCUUGAACAUGUGUCCGUAUAUAAUAAUCUAAUUUAGUUUUCCCCCUUAAAAACCGAGCUGGCUACGGAUCUUGUUUUAUGAGUGAAAAUCCAGUUCUUUUAUCAUACUUGCUAUGCUUCAAUCUUUUUAAGUGAUUUAUAUGUUGUACACUUAUCUCAUUAUAGCAUACUGUGAACUGUUAAUUGACCAGUUAUUUCCUUUCUUGGAUUUCUAUCUGACUUGGAUUUUUGGCUGUGAUGUGAAGAAUUGUAAGUUAGCAAAGUAUCCAAUGUAAUAUAUUGUUUAUCUGUCUUCUGCUCGGCUUUUGUUAAGACCACAGCUACAAACAAUUUCUGUUGAAUGUAAUUCUAAUUGCAGGUGGUUUUAUAAGUAAUUACGUUGCGUUGGUUCACUGUUCUAAGGAAGGCUUGAGCGGUAAAAUGUGUUGAUCAGCUAUUGUUUUAAGUGUUUGUGCGUUGGGUCAGUCGAAGGGGGAUUCGUUGUUAACAAGACUGCAUAUACACAAACACCAAUGCACAAGUUUGUACACACCGAUAAUAUACCCAAUAUGUGAUCCU
Molecule: messenger RNA, 2045 nt
Organism: Pistacia vera
Lineage: Eukaryota; Viridiplantae; Streptophyta; Magnoliopsida; Sapindales; Anacardiaceae
Product: pentatricopeptide repeat-containing protein At4g01400, mitochondrial
Exons: 1
Coding region: 45-1493 (482 amino acids)
Molecular function (GO): protein binding
Source: RefSeq, a predicted model, not a curated record